GCGCGACAGUGGGCAUCGGCAAUACUGAAUGUGCCACGACUCGCAGAGGUCUCCUAGCAACCCUCUGUAGGAAUUCUGCCUGGCUCGACUGGAAAACUGGAGGCGAGGCCCCCAGGUUGAUGACUUUGCCUUGGGAGUCGGUGGGAAGGUAAAACCAAAGACGAACAUGGGUCAGAAGGUCACUGGCGGGAUUAAGACUGUGGACAUGAGGGAUCCCACAUACCGGCCCCUGAAGCAGGAGCUCCAGGGUCUGGAUUACUGCAAGCCCACUCGGCUGGACCUACUGCUAGACAUGCCCCCCGUGUCCUACGAUGUCCAGCUGCUCCACUCAUGGAACAACAACGACCGCUCACUCAACGUCUUCGUGAAGGAGGAUGACAAGCUGAUCUUUCACCGGCAUCCGGUGGCCCAGAGCACAGACGCUAUCAGGGGAAAAGUCGGGUACACACGUGGGCUGCACGUGUGGCAGAUCACGUGGGCCAUGAGGCAGCGGGGCACACAUGCCGUGGUGGGGGUGGCGACAGCAGAUGCCCCCCUGCACUCCGUUGGGUACACAACCCUUGUAGGGAAUAACCACGAGUCCUGGGGCUGGGACUUGGGGCGUAACCGACUCUACCAUGACGGUAAAAACCAGCCAAGCAAGACGUACCCCGCUUUCCUGGAGCCAGACGAGACAUUCAUCGUCCCCGACUCCUUCCUGGUGGCUCUAGACAUGGAUGAUGGGACCCUGAGCUUCAUUGUGGAUGGACAAUACAUGGGAGUGGCUUUUCGGGGACUCAAAGGCAAAAAACUGUAUCCGGUAGUGAGUGCCGUCUGGGGCCACUGUGAGAUCCGCAUGCGCUACUUGAACGGACUCGAUCCCGAGCCGCUGCCGCUCAUGGAUCUCUGUCGGCGCUCCGUGCGCCUGGCCCUGGGGAAGGAGCGACUGGGUGAGAUCCAGGCACUGCCGCUGCCUGCCUCCCUCAAGGCCUACCUCCUCUACCAGUGAUGCUCCGCUCAGGACCACCAGCACGACAGCCACCUGGUGCCAACUCACUAAGCCGCCUGCUGCCGCCGGGGCCACCGCACCCUGCACCUGGGACCAGGGUUCGCAGCCAUGGGCAGAAGCCCUGCCCCUCCUUUUCAUCCUCCUGCUGCCUCGGCCGGACACGGACAGACGCCGCAGGGGCUCCUCUUCCCCCUUCCCGAUGCUGGCAGAAGGCAGUGUCCCUGCAUGCCACCUUCCAGCCUCUCCUUGAGAAAUGAAGGAGAAGAAACUCACACUAAUGCCCUACACUGAGCUCCAUCUGCUCUCGGGUGGGGCCGAUGCACCCACACCUUCGGGAGAAGGCUGCAGCGGCCUGGGGGUCCCAGGGUGGAGGGCAGCGGGAAGGGCCACACUCCGAGAGCAGAUACCAGGAGCACUGAGCGGUGCUUACAUAAGGGCAGGUGUCCAGCCACAGUGCCCAGCUGGGCCCUGCUGCAGCUCAUGAAGCUCAGGACGUCAAAAACUAGCCCUGGACACCAAGGCAGAACCCAAUGGACCUUCCAUAGGCAAAGAAGCACCCAGCGCUGAUCCCAGCUGCCGGUGCCCCCUGUACCCUGUAUUUAUUCUUUUAACAAUAACAAAGCCAUUUAUUUAUUCCAUUUAGAAAGGAAGCCUUGUUUCGGUCACCUCUCUCCGGCGCGUUCUGUUGCUUUUCUUCCACCUGCCCCUCCCUGGUAUGUGUGUGCCUCACCUGGCCUUGUCCCUGGGCCAAGCCCUUAGCACGUGUGCAUGUGUGCACAGGUCCAAGGGCGGCAGCGUUUGGGUCCCCUAGCCCGCCGUGUCCAGGGGGCUCUGCUGCAAGUUGCCGGCGGGCCCUCAGGGAGAGUGCGUGUCAUGUGCAAUAUGCGUGUCUUCGCGAGCCGGUCUAGAGGCCGUGGCGCUGCCCUGGGUCUGCAGGUAGCCAUUUACCUCUCGGCUCAUACGUCUUUGCACAUGGUUGGAUUUCUUUAGUCUUUUGUGGGGUUUUUAGUGUGGUUUUUGAUUUUAUUUUCCUAGCUGAGACUUCCCAAGUGCAUUCUGGGGAUACCAGAGGACCAACAGAAUUAGGAAGGGGUGGUAAGUGGGUCUCCAUCCCUAAAGCCAGGAGCAGGGUAGAACUGGGGAGACCAGGAGCAGCGUGGGGCCUCUGGGAAGCCAGCACAGGUCUCUGCUCAGCAGUCCUGCCUGAGUUCUGGGCCCAGGUGGAGCAGCCCCAGUACGCCCCGACCCCCCUCAGAGCCUCAAGAUGGGUGGCGAGGGGCAGUCGGCAAGCAAAGGAGGUCCCCUCUCCUUUGUCACUGUCAUGACCUCUCCAGAAACUCCCCACGUGGCAGACCCCAACCCCUGCCACUGCCUUUGCCAUUUCUUUUAUCCUGAGGUCAGCUCUCAGAGUGUGGCUUCAGUUCAUUUCUGCACAGGUACAAUAGAUGACUCUAUUUGUUUAAAAUGUUUAAUAUAUAUAUACACACACAUAUAUAUAUUUGUCUGUAAGAAUUAUGUUUGAAACAGCUGCUGUAGUGUACCUUUUUAAAAAGAAACAACUUCCAGUGGAGUAUAUUUUUUAAAGCACAGAAUUGGUGCCAAGACUGGGUGAGGAAUGUAAAUUACCCCCUUAUUAUUUUGAGGGUUUUUGCUUUGGGGAGCAGAGGACCUUACCUGUAAGACUUUUGAAGAUUUCUCCUCAUAGCUGUUGCUGCAGGAUGGGUCCUGUCCUGAGGAAUGUUGCACGUGAGAGUUUCACAUGUACAGAUCCCAGCUUGUCCCCUUGACCCGCCGUCCCCCGGGGGUGCUGGAUGGACCACCAGGCUCUCUGCAUCGUCCACUCCUCAACUCCCUGGGACCCCACUCCUUUUCCCCAUCAGCUCAGAGCCUCGUGGCUUGUACAGUUUUGAAACUCCCGUUCUCUUUUAUGAUGGUCGAUAAUAGUCAGUAACCUAAUAAAGGAAAGUUUGUUCAAAUCUCAAA
Tupaia belangeri chinensis (Chinese tree shrew) is the source of this 2971-nucleotide messenger RNA. It is a transcript of the gene SPSB1, whose product is annotated as splA/ryanodine receptor domain and SOCS box containing 1. The record is from RefSeq and is a predicted model, not a curated record. Lineage: Eukaryota; Metazoa; Chordata; Mammalia; Scandentia; Tupaiidae. Bases 167 to 988 code for a protein of 273 amino acids. Gene Ontology annotation, molecular function: protein binding. Gene Ontology annotation, cellular component: SCF ubiquitin ligase complex. Gene Ontology annotation, biological process: proteasome-mediated ubiquitin-dependent protein catabolic process. The transcript has 3 exons.